UAACUGCGUAAAAAGAAAGCACUUUCAAGUUAUGUGUUGUAUUAAAAAGGGAAAAAGGAAAACAAUAGGCAAACGACUUUUGCAAUCUUAUGUUUAAAGAUGAUAGCAAAAUUCAUAUAUCUGCUGGUUAUUUUAAAGGAAGGUCAAUGUGCAGGUUGGUUCAAUUUUACUUACGAGUCAAUUCCAAACAAUUUCCUUUUUUGUGAUCAAUGUUGCCAAUCUGGAGAGUGUUCUUUUCAUAAAGUUUAUUACGAAAAAGAUACGCUCAUUCGUUGCUGCGUGUCCAACUGGUCUGUGAUGAAGAUCAAAACUUUAUGGGAUUUGGAACCCGAGUUGGUAGAAAAAUUACAUAUAGAAUAUACGUCUAUUUUCGGAACAGCCGACGUACUUGUUGAAACAGAAGGGAUGUUUUAUCAAGUAAUUCAUCAAGAUGGAUACCUCUCAUUUAUUCCUGACAAUAUUUGUAGUUUUCCGGAUAUUGUCGAAAUAGAUUUUUCUAAUAAUUAUAUAAACUCAAUAAUGGGUAUUCAUUGUUUAUCAAAACUUGAUACCUUAAUAUUGAAAGGAAACAAAAUGAAAAGAAUAACAAAAGAUAUGUUUAAAAUCUUAACAUUUUUGCGGCAUCUUGAUCUAUCAAAUAACCAAAUCAACCAUCUCGAUAUAGGAUCACUUGCUCAUCCCCCAAAUAGCAGUCUGUUAUAUAUUGAUGUCAGUUUUAAUGAUUUAAAAGUUAUAGAUGUUUCAAACCUUAUAUCAGGCAGUUUUUAUAAUAGAAUUGAUCUAUCUUACAACAAACUUUCAACAAUAACAAAUGAAAAAGGUUGGAAAGGAUUUAAUAUCGGCGAUAGUACCGGUGGUGGAAGCAUUGAUAUUUCGAAUAACGAAUUCACUCAUUUUCCCAAUCUAUCAAUGAUUGGCUUUGCAAGUGAAUAUACGGUAACACGAUUUGCGUUUACGUAUAAACUGAUUUUCGGUAACAAUAAUUGGACUUGUGAUUGUAAUCUUUGGAACGAUUAUUUAACUUUUUUCCUUAAAGCAUUUGACUACCAUCCUGGUGCAAUAAGUUUUUACAGUAUUCCAUGUUCAAAUCCGCCGGAAUUACGGAAGUAUGUUGUAACCGACUUUCAGAAGAAUGAAACAAACGAGCUUCAGCACCUUUUAAUAUGCAAUAUAACCUGUGCUCAUAAGUGUACUUGUUUUCAUCAACCAUCAAAGAACAGAACUGUCAUCAAUUGCUCGGGUCUAGCACUAAAAGUAAUGCCAAAUCAUAUGCCAUAUUUCAAUAAUUUAGAAAUCGAUUUAAGUAUGAAUAAUCUUUCUAAGCUAGACGGAAAAGAUUAUUUAUAUCGAGCAACAAAACUAAAUAUUUCAAAUAACCAUAUAACAACGAUAUCGCCGAUUGUAUAUAAAAUACCCAAUCUAAAUUUGAUUGAUUUUCGCGGAAACAGUUUUGAUACACUAAGUAAUGAUGUUCGCCUAAAAUCUCCGUGUUCACUUUUAUUCGGUCAUUUAAUCAUGAAAUGUACUUGUGAACUACAAUGGCUGCCUAUUUGGCUUGAACAACAAAAGCUACCAAAUUGUAUGGUCAAUAGAAUUGAAUGCAUCAGCAGUGGAAAAAAUGCAAGCAGUAUGUCACCUAGUGAGUUUUGCAUCAAAGACAAUACAACAAAACGAAUUAUUAUAAGCAUUAUUUUGACAUCUGUGUUGGUAAUACUGAUGAUAAUAACACUUGUUUGUCGUCAUUAUCGAUAUGAAAUUUAUCUGCUUUGGAGGUCAAAUAAAUUCAAGAAUUUAAAAAGCAGAGUACACAGUCUACCAGAAUAUGAUGUUUACAUCUGUUUUGAUGAAGACAAUGAAAUGGCGAGAAGAUGGAUAGUUGGAGUUUUGCUUCGAUUCUUGGAAGGAAAACGCUACAAAGUACUUUUACCAUGUCGAGACUUUUCGUUUGGUGGUGUACGUGAGGAGGAAAUGAGAUCGUCUAUUUGGAAAUGUUCGUCUUGGAUAAUUUUGCAAAGUGAGAAUUAUUUUCAUUCCACGUAUGGUGAAAAUGAAUGGAAAAUUAUAUGGAAUACUUACAAAAUAAAUUUGGAAACAAAAAUCAUCAUCAUAAACUACGAUGUUAUUGAAAGUGACUGCAUUAGUGUCAGAAAUUUCAGAGCAUUUAUUAAACUUGGAUAUGCAUUGGAUUUUUGCAACAUUGACAAAAACUUAUUAAACGAAGUAAGGAAACGGUUAGGUCCACCAGCAAAUCGUUUCACUACAGAAUUACAAAGUUCGAAACUUUGAUACAAGCAUGUUACAUAAUGUGAUAUAUUUGUAUAAAUAAAUUUGGUGUUUUUCUGUCUUCUGAUUGGUUAAAAUUAUUAGUUUUAUUUUCAAUGUUAUCAAUUUUGAUUGCGACACGCCCACUCUGACGUUGUGUAUUCAUACGCCAACAUGUGUGUACGUUGUUAUUGUAAAUA
Molecule: messenger RNA, 2462 nt
Organism: Mytilus trossulus (common blue mussel)
Lineage: Eukaryota; Metazoa; Mollusca; Bivalvia; Mytilida; Mytilidae
Product: toll-like receptor 4
Exons: 2
Coding region: 100-2286 (728 amino acids)
Biological process (GO): toll-like receptor signaling pathway; positive regulation of interleukin-6 production; canonical NF-kappaB signal transduction
Cellular component (GO): plasma membrane
Molecular function (GO): protein binding; pattern recognition receptor activity
Source: RefSeq, a predicted model, not a curated record